CGCGUUACGUCAGAGGUCGUAGUUGAGAGACAGCCGGAGGAGGGCUCGUGCUGGACGGUUCGCGGGAAACGUCCCAAAACAAAUCAGAAACUUCAGACUCAGUUAGAAUUAAUCAAUCAGUCCAACUAAUCGAUGUGAUUGAUAGGAGCAACUUCUUCUAACGCGGGUACUUUAACAACUUAAUACUACUGUGGAGCUGAACCUGCUACUAACGUUAGCUUUAGUUAGCUGCAGGCUAACACAACAGUUAGCUCAUCUGUUAGCAUCAUCCGGGUUAGCACAGACACGAGAGGUAACGGUUAGUGACGUCACAGCUACACGGCCGGCUGAAGGACUCGGGACCGCUCGGGACCCGGGCAGAGACAUGGCGGAAAGACCCGAAGACCUGAACCUGCCCAACGCGGUGAUCACCCGCAUCAUCAAGGAGGCGCUCCCAGAUGGGGUGAACGUGUCUAAAGAAGCCAGGAGAGCCAUAUCCCAAGCUGCCAGCGUGUUUGUGUUGUAUGCAACGUCCUGUGCGAACAACUUUGCCAUGAAAGCCAAACGGAAAACUCUGAACGCAGGAGACGUUUUGGCUGCGAUGGAGGAGAUGGAGUUUGAGAGAUUCCUGGAGCCGCUCAGAGAAGCUCUGGAAGUGUACAAGAAGGGCCAGAAAGGAAAGAAGGAGGUGUCUGAGCAGAAACGUAAAGACAAAGAGAAGAAGACCGACUCUGAGAACGAUAAGAGCCGAGAGGAGGAAGAGGAGGAGGAAGAGCGCAUGGAGGAGGAACCUGAAGCUGAGAACGACGCCGAGGAGGAGGAGGUGGAGAACUGACGAAGCGCCGACGACACAAACGAUUAAAAUGCACUCACCAUCGCUGACCUGGACUGCGAUGCGUUCAAGUGACGCUCCGUCAUCACAGAGCCACCGUGAAUCAACACAUCCGGGUUCAGAGCGCAGCAGCAGGAUGGGCUCAGAGAGGUGGGGGGGGUUACGUUCAUAACGUGUGCAGCUGCUGUCUUCAGCUCAAUGACGCCACAAGACAAACUACGUCACGCACUUCCUGAUCUUCAGUCCAUUUUGUAUUUUUAAUCUUUUUUUUGUAUAUACCUGCGUCACCUUUUGAUACGAACUUACAGUAGUUAGUGUGUGUUGACAGGAAGUUAAAUACAAAGACACUGAAUAUUCUGGCUCGACUAAAUCCACUUUAAUAAAUCAAUCAGUUUACCAGCGGAGGGAGAGAGAACAUAGACGGUAGUUUGACGUGUGUUCAGUUAUCAAUAGGUUUGUUUUCAUAGUCUCACCGUUACAGUGAAACCUUCAAAUGAAUAAAUAUAAACACAAAAAAACUUUUAAUUUAAACUAAAGAAGCCACAGUUCUCAAAUGUUGACCAAAAUCAAAUGGGCCUUGUUCACACCUGGUAUUAACAUGGGUCGACCGCUCUAAGUACGUCAGUUCACACCCGGCAUCAGGAUGCGUCUCAGGGACUCCUCGUGAUCGGAUCUCACUUCCCUGCUCUAUGUACACAUAAACGAGUACAUCAUUUCCGUUAGCAGAGACCAAAAAGCAGGAUGCAGCGAUGCACUUCCUGUGCCUCGUCUGCUGGAAAUUAAUAGAAGAAGAAGAAAUCAAAACAAUACAGACGCACUUGUAAUAUUUCUUGGUGGGCUUUCAAAAUGUUCAGACGCCGUGGACAAAGCCAGCUUACGCUGAAUUCACACCAGAGCAGCGACAAAGUGCAGCGUGUGGCGAGCUACUGUGCAAUGUCUAUGAAAAGAUGCGGCAAUGUGCGGCCAAAGUGCAGCCAGUGAGUACCUGCAGCCAAUCAGUAAACAGAUCCUGAGACAUGUUGAAUUUCUUCACGAAUGAACACACCUCCCGGCCUUAGAAAAAUGGAAUCAUUGCAGCGAGCCGCACUUCGCCGCCGUGGGAAUUUGGCAUUACGCAAAUUGAGCACGAACUGGAGAAAAAGGAGGAACAAAAGGAGAGCCGCGGCGUUCAUGGCGUAUUCUCCCGUUACGUCCUGGUCGGGGACGCGUCAGCGUUUACACUACAAAGGAUACGUGGUCAAAUGCGUCCCAUCAGACCACCGCGCAUCACGAUGCGUCUUGGUGGUCGUUUACACUCGUGUUUAGUGCCGUCUACUUGUGAUCCGAUCACCCAGGAUGCAUGUUAAUGCCGGUAAACGGGUUAUAAGGUCUAUUUAAAUGUAGAUUUAAAUCAGGAACUUCUUGAUCAAAGAAUAAAGAAUAAAAACCUGAAAUUUGAUUCUAGCUUUUGGGACUAAAUCCAGCACUAGUUUUGAAUUUAGCAUCACAGUUUGGUUUAUUGUAUUGUUCUGUAACGAAGUGUUUUUUUCUGUGUACUUACACAUACUAUCUGACUAAAUACUAGAAGCAGAUACCAGCGUGUACCAGCUAAAUGUGAUAAAUACUGUGUUCACCAUGAAGACAGUGACGUCUGUACUGACCUGUUGGACUACAGGACGUCAGUAGUGUCUCUUUAGGUCCUUUUUGUUCCUGAUCUGCUGAGUUUUUGAACCGUUUAUACUUUUGUAGAGUUGUAUAUGACUGGCUGAGAAUUUCAAUAAAUAUUUUGUAUAAAAAUCA
This is a messenger RNA of Sebastes umbrosus (honeycomb rockfish), 2590 nucleotides long. RefSeq names its product polymerase (DNA directed), epsilon 3 (p17 subunit) (gene pole3). Gene Ontology annotation, cellular component: CHRAC; epsilon DNA polymerase complex. The record is from RefSeq and is a predicted model, not a curated record. Gene Ontology annotation, biological process: leading strand elongation; heterochromatin formation; DNA damage response. The coding region runs from base 365 to 814 and encodes 149 amino acids. NCBI's taxonomy places the organism in Eukaryota, Metazoa, Chordata, Actinopteri, Perciformes, Sebastidae. The transcript is spliced from 4 exons. Gene Ontology annotation, molecular function: chromatin DNA binding; protein heterodimerization activity.